Messenger RNA from Pipistrellus kuhlii (Kuhl's pipistrelle), 2974 nucleotides. Its product is annotated as NACHT, LRR and PYD domains-containing protein 1. Lineage: Eukaryota; Metazoa; Chordata; Mammalia; Chiroptera; Vespertilionidae. The transcript has 9 exons. Gene Ontology annotation, cellular component: cytoplasm. Gene Ontology annotation, biological process: innate immune response; regulation of apoptotic process; regulation of inflammatory response. Gene Ontology annotation, molecular function: protein binding. The record is from RefSeq and is a predicted model, not a curated record. The coding region runs from base 8 to 2974 and encodes 988 amino acids.
AUUCCAGAUGCAAAGGAGAGAGAGGCCCCACCUCACACAGUCAUGGAAAAAUGAGGAUUUCCACCAAAAAUUCACAGAGCUGCUACUUCUACAGAGAUCUCAACCCAGAGGCUAUGACUUCCUGCUCAGGAGAAAGAUAAAUCAAGAGAUAGUAGAAGAACAAGGACAUUUGAUGGAGGUUGGAGACUUAUUUGACCCAGGCCUGAGUAUCCAGGAGGAGCCUCCCAUUGUCAUACUGCAUGGGGUUGCUGGAAUCGGGAAGUCAACCAUGGCCAGGCAGGUGAGGAGAGCCUGGGAGGAAGGCUGGCUCUUCAGGGACCGCUUCAAGCAUGUCUUCUACUUCAACUGCAGAGAGCUGGCCCAGUCUGAGACAAUGAUUCUCGCUGAGCUCAUCACAACAGACUGGGCUGCUCCUGAUGCUCCUCCCAUUGGGCAGAUCCUGUCUCAGCCAGAGCAGCUGCUCUUCAUUCUUGAUAACUUAGAUGAACCAAAAUGGGACUUGAAGGAGCAGAGUUCUGAGCUCUGUCCACACUGGAGGCAGCAGCAGCAGGUUCACACACUGCUGGGCAGUUUGCUGAAGAAAAUCAUACUUCCCAAUGCUUCCCUGCUUAUCACAGCUCGGAGCACAGCUCUGAGAAAACUCAUUCCUUCCUUAAAGCAACCAUGCUGGGUGGAGGUCCUGGGAUUCUCUGAGUCCACCAGAAAGGAAUAUUUCUACAAAUAUUUCACAGAUGAGAGCCAAGCAAUUAGAGCCUUCACCUUGGUUGAAUCCAACCCGGCUCUCCUGACCAUGUGUCUUGUGCCCUUGGUGUCCUGGCUGGUCUGCACUUGCCUGAAGCAGCAGAUGGAGCAGGAGCAACCACUCUCACUGACCUCCCAGACCACCACAGCCCUCUGUCUCCACUACUUUUUCCAUGUUCUCCCAGCUAAGUCUCUCAGGAUUAUGCUGAGGGACUUUUGCUCUCUAGCUGCUCAAGGCACCUGGCAAGGAAAAACUCUGUUCAGCCCUGGGGACUUCAGGAAAUAUGGGUUAGAUGGGGCCAACAUCUCCACUCUCUUAAACAUGGGUGUUCUUCAAGAGCACUCCACCCCUCAGAACUACAGUUUUGUUCACCUGUGCUUCCAGGAGUUCUUUACAGCAAUGUCCUGUGCUUUAGGAGAUGAGGAGGUGACAAGCAUCAGAAGUAUGAGAGAGUUAUUAGAAGAAUGUGAGUUGGAUUACCUGUUUGGGGAACCAACCACAUGUUUCUUAUUUGGCCUUUUGAGUGACCAGGGGAUAAGAGAGAUGGAGAUCAUCUUCAAAUGCACACUGCCUCUGGGGAGUCAUCGUAAACUGCUGUGGUGGGCCAAGAGAGAGGUCACCUUAAAACAUCCAAACCUAGAGCCAUAUUAUUGGCACUUGCUGCACUGUUUUUAUGAGAUUCAGGACAAAAGGUUUCUAAGAAAACUGAUGCCCAGUAUCCAUGGAUUGAAAAUAUGUGUCCAAACCAACAUGGAGCUUCUGAUGUUCACUUUCUUUUUUAAAUUCUGCCAUCAUGUGAAGAGUCUUCAACUGAAUGAGGGUGGACAGCACAGACAAACAAGAAUGGACACCAAUGUCAUUCUGUACAGCUGGGGCCCGUUUACAGAUUCCUGGUGGCAGACGUUCUUCUCCAUUCUCAAAGUCCCUGGAAGCCUGCAGGAGCUGGACCUGAGUGGGAACUCUCUGAGCUGCUCUGCAGUACAGAGUCUUUGUGUCGCCCUGAAAAGCGCUCACUGUCACCUGGAGACCUUAAGGUUGGCCAACUGCGGCCUCACAGCAGAGGGCUGCAAGGCCCUUGCCCGUGUGCUGAGCACCAGCUGGAGCCUGACAGAGCUGGAGCUGAGCUUCAACCAGCUCCUGGACACCGGAGCCCAGCACCUUUUCCAGGAGCUGGAACAGGCCAACUGCAAGUUGCAGCGGCUGCUGCUGGUCAGAUGUGGACUCACAUCUGACUGCUGCCAGGUACUGGCCUCCAUGCUGGGUACCAGCCCCAGCCUGACAGAGCUGGACCUGCAGCAGAAUGACCUGGGUGACCUUGGUGUAACGCUGCUCUGUGAAGGGCUCAGGCAGCCUGCCUGCCAAUUCAGGAACCUGUGGCUGGACCAGACUCAGCUGAGUGAGGAGGUGACAGAGAUGCUGAAGCUUCUGCAGCAGGAGAAGCCUCAGGUGACCAUCAACAAUGGAAAGCCAAAUCUGAUGAUCACUAAUGAAGACCCAGUGGAAGAACAGAUGGAUAAUGAGAUGGAUGAUAAAACAACUCCACUCAAAUGGCAAGAACCUGAAUCAGAUGAGAGCUACCAUCAAGUAGCACAGGUGAAGGCCUUCUGUCUGUCUUCUCCUGAACCUCUGGGGGACAUACCAGUGGAGUCUAUAGGGACAGAUAAUGACUUCUGGGGCCCCGCAGGGCCUGUGUCUCUAGAGGUGGUGGACAAAGACAGGGGUAUGUACCGAGUUCACUUCCCUGUGGCUGGUUCCUACCACUGGCCCAACACUGGUCUCUACUUUGUGGUGAGAUGGCCAGUGACCAUUGAGAUUGAAUUCUGUGCUUGGGACCAGUUCCUGGACCAGACUGUCCCACAGCACAGCUGGAUGGUUGCAGGGCCUCUUUUUGACAUCAAGGCUGAACCAGGAGCUGUGGAAGCUGUGUACCUCCCUCACUUUAUAGCCCUCCAAGUUGCCUCUACUUUGCUGCACUUUGUGGACCAGCAUCGGGAGCACCUGGUGGCUCGAGUGACUUCGGUGGACGCAGUCCUAGACAAGCUGCAUGGACAGGUGCUGAGCGAUGAGCAGUAUGAGAGGGUGAGUGCUGAGCCCACCAGUCUGGACAAGAUGAGGAUGCUGUUCAGCUUCAGCAAGUCCUGGGACUGGGCCUGCAAAGAUCUGCUCUACCAAGCCCUGAAGAAGACCCAUCCUCACCUAAUUGAGGAACUCCGGAAGAAGUGGAGGAGAUGA